CGCCCCAACUCCCGGCGAGGACAAGGGCGCGGCGGCGACUUUGGCGUCGCGCAGACGGGCCCCGAUGGGUGGACGACGCAGCCGCAGCGUCCGGCCAAGGCGGGCGACCUGAGCGGGUUCGGCCGCAUCCGCGAGGCGACGCCGAGCACGCUCUCGCUCGGCCCGACGGGCGCGUUCGCCGCUCGUCAGCGCAACAAGAAGGAGGAGGCGGCCCGCCCUGCGACGCCGUCCAACCCGUUCGCCCUCUUGUCCGGCGGCGGCGACGUCGCCGAGGAGCCGGCCGCCGCCGACGCGUCGCAGCGUCCGCGACUGCAGCUCAAGCCGCGCACUGUGCCUCUCGAGGGUGAGGGCGAGGGCGAGGGCGACGAGGAGAAAAAGGACGGCGAGGACGAGGACGAGGACGAUGGCGCGAUCGACCCGAACGCCUCGUCCAUGACUCGGGCCGAGGCAGAGCGCAAGGCCAAGAACUCGGUCGUCGAGUGGUUCGAGAUCAAGAACAUCUCGGAGGGUGUCGCCUCGGUCGAGGCGCUGCCCAAGGAGUACCGCGGCCUGCUCGUGACGGCCAUCGCCGAGGCGGCCCUCACCAAGAAGGCCGACGCCGUCAACCUCACCAAGGACCUGUUCGCCCAGCUCGCCGCCAAGGACGUCAUGACGCACGACGCCCUCGUCGCCGCCUUUGAGCCCAUCUUCAAGACGCUCCCCGACACUGCUAUCGACGCCCCGAGCGCGUACGCGUUCGCGGCGACGCUCCUCGUCGGCAUCGGCGCGACCGACGACGAGGUCGAGUCGCUCAAGGGCAAGAUGGAGUCGGAGGAGGGCGAGGAGGAGGUCGAGUAUGGUCGCGAGUCGUUCGACGGCGCGCGCAAGAAGGUGCUUGCGGCGUGA
Molecule: messenger RNA, 885 nt
Organism: Rhodotorula graminis WP1
Lineage: Eukaryota; Fungi; Basidiomycota; Microbotryomycetes; Sporidiobolales; Sporidiobolaceae
Exons: 2
Cellular component (GO): eukaryotic translation initiation factor 4F complex
Molecular function (GO): translation initiation factor activity; mRNA binding
Source: RefSeq, a predicted model, not a curated record